AUGGUUUCCAAAGAUGGCAUGUUUCGAUAUGCUGACAAUGUCGACAAGCUGUUAAUGUUUUUCGGAACUUUGGGUAGUAUCGGAGAUGGAUUGCAGUACCCUCUUACAAUGCUUGUUCUUAGCAAAGUGAUCAAUGAAUAUGGAGAUCCCAAUGCCAAAUUGUCUAAUGAUACUGUAGAUAAGUAUGCACUUAGGCUGCUCUAUGUUGCGAUCGUAGUUGGACUUUCGGCAUUUGUCGAAGGGGUUUGUUGGACACGAACAGCAGAAAGACAGACUUCCCGAAUAAGGACAGAAUACUUAAAAUCUGUCCUUAGACAGGAAGUUGGUUUCUUUGACACUCAGGAGACCGGUACCUCCAUGACCUUCCAAGUCGUGUCAACGAUAUCUGCAGAUGCCAAUGCAAUCCAAGUUGCAAUAUGUGAUAAGAUACCGAAUUGCCUUGCAUUUCUUUCAACCUUCUUCUUCUGCCUCAUUGUUUCCUUCAUAUUAUCAUGGAGAAUUACAUUAGCAGCGAUUCCAUUGACGCUGUUCUUCAUUGUUCCCGGGCUGGUAUUCGGGAAACUGAUGAUGGAUGUGAUAAUGAAGAUGAUCGAAUCUUAUGGUGUUGCAGGUGGGAUUGCAGAACAAGCAAUUUCCUCCAUAAGAACUGUUUAUUCAUAUGUAGCUGAGAAUCAAACAAUAGAAAAAUUCAGCCAUGCACUUGAAAGGACCUUGGAAUUGGGAGUAAAGCAAGGUUUUGCAAAGGGAUUGUUGAUGGGAAGUAUGGGAAGCAUUUAUGUAGGAUGGGCUUUUCAAGCAUGGGUUGGGACUUAUUUGGUCACCGAGAAAGGCGAAAAAGGUGGUUCAGUUUUUGCAGCCGGAAUCAAUGUCGUAAUGGGAGGAUUGAGUGUUUUGGGUGCACUACCGAAUUUAACUGGCAUCACCGAGGCAACCGUUGCUGCUACUAGGAUUUUUGAGAUGGUUAACCGAGUUCCUUCUAUCGAUGCAGACGAUAGGAAAGGAAAGGCUUUGUCAUAUGUAAGAGGAGAGAUUGAAUUUAAGGACAUAUAUUUCAGCUAUCCAUCAAGACCUGAUUCAUCUGUCUUGCAAGGUUUGAAUAUUAGAAUCCCAGCCGGAAAGUCCGUCGGUCUUGUUGGAGGCAGCGGUUCGGGCAAGUCCACAACCAUUGCAUUGCUUCAAAGGUUUUAUGAUCCUACUGAUGGAGAAGUUCUUUUGGAUGGAUACAAAAUAAGGAGACUUCAGCUGAAAUGGUUGAGAUCUCAAAUGGGACUAGUUAGUCAAGAGCCUGUACUCUUUGCAACAUCCAUAAAAGAAAAUAUACUGUUCGGGAAAGAAGGAGCAUCGAUGGAAGAUGUAAUAAGUGCAGCUAAAGCGGCCAAUGCGCAUGACUUCAUUGUCAAAUUACCGGAGGGAUACGAAACUCAUGUUGGUCAAUUCGGGUUUCAGAUGUCUGGUGGCCAGAAGCAGCGAAUUGCCAUAGCUAGGGCUUUGAUCCGGGACCCUAGAAUCUUGCUUCUGGAUGAAGCUACAAGUGCACUGGAUGCACAAGCUGAACGGAUAGUGCAAGAGGCGAUCGACAAGGCAUCCAUAGGGAGGACAUCGAUCAUCAUUGCUCAUCGCCUAAUGACAAUAAGAAACGCAAAUCUUAUUGUGGUUCUACAAGAUGGUAGAGUGAUUGAAUCAGGGUCCCAUAAUGAACUAAUGCAAAUGAAUGAUGGAGAAGGCGGAGAAUACUACCGGAUGGUAGAAUUACAGAAAAUGGCAUUACAAAAUGAAGUUUCUGAUGACAUAAGUUACAAAACCGAAGGAAGAUAUCGCCACAGGAUGAAUGUUGCACAAAGUCCGAUAAGCUAUAGAUCGAGUGCUGCGAGCACGCCAUCAUUGAGCCCUUUCAGCCCUGCUCUAUCAGUGGGAACACCCUAUUCCUACACUAUCCAAUAUGAUCCUGAUGAUGAUAGUAUUGAUGAAAACUUCAAGCGAGUAUCUCAUCCUACUCCAUCACAAUGGCGUCUGUUAAAAAUGAAUGCGCCGGAAUGGGGAAGAGCAUUGGUUGGAAGUGUGGCUGCAAUUGGCUCUGGAGCAGUUCAGCCUAUAAAUGCAUACUGUGUUGGCUUACUUAUAUCGAUUUACUUUCGUGGAAACAAAUCUGAAAUCAAGUCAAAAUCUAAAACUUUGUCAUUCGUUUUCUUAGGCAUAGCUGCUCUUAACUUCACAUCCAGUCUCCUCCAACACUACAAUUUUGCUGUCAUGGGAGAGAAAUUAACGAAAAGGGUACGGGAGAAGUUUCUUGAGAAGUUGAUGACUUUUGAGGUUGGUUUUUUCGAUGAAGAGGAGAACACAAGUGCAGCCAUUUGCACAAGAUUGGCUACUGAAGCCAACAUGGUUCGUUCCCUUGUUGGAGAUCGAAUGUCAUUGCUGGUUCAAGCCAUUUUCGGGUCCAUUUUUGCAUACAUAGUAGCACUUAAACUUAGCUGGAGGUUAUCACUUGUGAUGAUUGCGGUUCAACCGUUAGUCGUUGGAAGCUUUUAUGCAAGGAGUAUGUUGAUGAAAAGUAUGUCCGGAAAGGCGCAAAAAGCACAGAAGGAAGGAAGCCAACUAGCAAGUGAAGCUAUUGUAAACCAUAGAACUAUCACUGCCUUUUCAUCUCAGAAAAGAAUAUUAGGGCUCUUCAAGGACACGUUAAAAAGUCCGAAAGAGGAAAGUGUCCGACAUUCAUGGCUUUCGGGUUUAGGCCUCUUUAGCUCUCAGUUUUUCAACACAGCUUCUACAGCAUUAGCUUACUGGUAUGGUGGGAGACUAUUGACAAAAGGGUUAAUAACAUCAGAACACCUUUUUCAAGCCUUCUUGGUGUUGCUAUUCACUGCUUAUGUCAUUGCUGAAGCUGGAAGCAUGACCAAUGAUUUAUCGAAAGGAAAUAGUGCCAUUCGAUCAGUUUUCACGAUCCUCGAUAGGAAAACAGAGAUCGAUCCUAAUCAUUCAUGGGCUCUAGAGGUUAAAAAAACGAUUAAGGGACGAAUAGAGCUGAAAAAUGUGUUCUUUGCUUACCCAACCAGACCUGACCAAUUGAUAUUUAAGGGCCUAAACCUUAGAAUUGAAGCAGGGAGGACAGUUGCACUAGUCGGACAAAGUGGUUCCGGAAAAUCUACCAUUAUCGGACUUAUUGAGAGGUUUUAUGAUCCGACGAAAGGAUCAGUAUUCAUAGAUGCGCAGGAUAUAAAGAACUAUAAUUUAAGAAUGCUGAGAACACAUAUUGCACUUGUGAGUCAAGAGCCAACCCUGUUUGCAGGAACGAUCCGCGAAAAUAUUGCCUACGGGAAGAAGAAUGCUAAAGAAUCCGAGAUACGGAAGGCUGCAAAGCUCGCCAAUGCUCAUGAAUUCAUAAGUGGAAUGAAAGAUGGUUACGACACAAAUUGUGGAGAAAGAGGGGUUCAACUAUCAGGGGGUCAAAAACAGCGGAUCGCACUCGCACGAGCCAUACUAAAAAACCCUUCAAUUCUCCUGCUAGAUGAAGCCACCAGUGCACUUGAUAGUGUCUCAGAAAAAUUGGUUCAAGAAGCACUUGAGAAGAUGAUGGUGAGCAGAACAUGCGUGGUGGUCGCUCAUCGGCUAUCGACCAUUCAAAAAGCUAAUACCAUCGCCAUUAUCAAGAACGGGAAAGUUGCGGAACAUGGUUCGCAUAAUGAACUGCUUUCCUUAGGCCGUGGUGGAGCAUAUUAUUCGUUGAUAAAACUACAGGGUGGGAGUUCUCCUUAUAGGUAA
Messenger RNA from Gossypium raimondii (Peruvian cotton), 3759 nucleotides. Its product is annotated as putative multidrug resistance protein. Gene Ontology annotation, cellular component: membrane. Lineage: Eukaryota; Viridiplantae; Streptophyta; Magnoliopsida; Malvales; Malvaceae. The coding region runs from base 1 to 3759 and encodes 1252 amino acids. Gene Ontology annotation, biological process: transmembrane transport. The record is from RefSeq and is a predicted model, not a curated record. The transcript has 7 exons. Gene Ontology annotation, molecular function: ATP binding; ATP hydrolysis activity; ABC-type transporter activity.